Messenger RNA from Colletotrichum destructivum, 477 nucleotides. Its product is annotated as Putative Zinc finger C2H2-type. NCBI's taxonomy places the organism in Eukaryota, Fungi, Ascomycota, Sordariomycetes, Glomerellales, Glomerellaceae. The record is from RefSeq and is a predicted model, not a curated record. The transcript has 2 exons. The coding region runs from base 1 to 477 and encodes 158 amino acids.
AUGUGUGCCUCCAGUAACACUCAAAUGUCGACCUGGGCCUGCCCUGGUUGCUCUACGCCGUGCGACGAUGCAAAAGCGCUUGUUGAGCAUCUUGCGUUAUCCCACUUUGCUGAAGUAAAAGCAACAAACACAAGCUUUCCAAAAAAGAGAAAACGACAGCCAUCGGAAAUCGACGGCGAAGUGGCUUGUCGAAGGCCAAGAGGCGAGAUUGAUUAUGUUUGCCCAUAUCCACAUUGUGGACAGAAAACACAGUACUCAACGAAAUCCAACCUUCUGCGCCAUUUCUCUACCCAUUACACAGACUUUGAUGGUGCCGAAAUUCAAUGUCCCCGUUGUCUUAAGCUAAAGCAUAACUUGGGAGCGCUUUCCGCACAUUGGGAAAAGUCAUGCAGAAGGAGAUUUAGCAACAGUCGGUUUACCACCCGCGGGAGGAACAGGACCGAGUCGACAUUUUUGAGGAAGAAAAAGCCGCUGUAA